AUGCCUGGCUCAUUCUCGAGGUCCAAAGCCAGUGCAAUACCGGCCAGCCUACCUCUUACCCUGGCCAGGACGUCAAGAAGAACUUUUGCAUCUAUCACUUUGGAUCAUGACCUAAAAUAUAAUUCCCAAUCGCGUUCUUCAACAUCGACGUCGUCGUUGGCCAAACCGAUUCAGAUAGACCAAGUACGCCAGCCCAGGUCGCUCCAGGCUCUCCAUCUCAAACCUUUGAAGCGGGAGGCUGAAUUUGGAAUACCAUCAUGCGACCUACAGUUGCGCUCAUUCAGCGUCCAGCCACUCGAGUUUUUCUCCGACUUUGCGUUGCGAGCGGCCUACUAUCUUGGAUUACCAGCCUACGGGCCCAUUCCGCUGCCAAGGAUUACGGAACGAUGGACCGUGCCCAAAAGUCAUUUUAUUUUCAAAAAGGCACAAGAAAAUUUUGAACGGGUUACUCUACGUCGUAUGAUCCAAAUCAGGGAUGGAAACCCGGAAACAGUGCAGCUUUGGCUAGCAUACCUAAGGAGGCAUCAGUUUUAUGGCGUGGGAAUGAAGGCUAAUGCAUGGGAGUUCAGUCAGCCAGGUCUCGACCCCUCUCAAAACAUGCGAGAUGAGCAACUGGAUCAGCUUGGCGACGUCUGGUCACAAUUGGGUCAAAUAGGUGACUUGGGCAGUCCGGAAAAGGUGGAAGAUCUACUGAAUAGUCGUCGCUUCAAGGAUGCGGCUGGGUUAAGGCAACCACUGGCUACAAAUAAAUAA
This is a messenger RNA of Metarhizium brunneum ARSEF 3297, 753 nucleotides long. It is a transcript of the gene RSM10, whose product is annotated as mitochondrial 37S ribosomal protein uS10m. Gene Ontology annotation, cellular component: ribosome; small ribosomal subunit; mitochondrion. The record is from RefSeq and is a predicted model, not a curated record. Gene Ontology annotation, biological process: translation. Gene Ontology annotation, molecular function: structural constituent of ribosome. Lineage: Eukaryota; Fungi; Ascomycota; Sordariomycetes; Hypocreales; Clavicipitaceae.